AUGGCACGUUCACACAUCGCCGUAGCCUUUGGCGCGGCUCUUAUAGCUAUUUUGAUCGUCGGACAGCUUGUCAUCAACUUGGGCUUCCCCUCGGUCGACUCGUGGCACGCGAGACUGGACCAGAGCUACAAUGGAGCCCAGCAGGACCAGUUCGUCAGUGAGAAGCAGGACGGCGGCGCAGGCAGCGACCCGUCCUCAUACCUCGUCGGCGUGGGCAAGGCGGAUAUCACGGGGCCCGUGGUCGAGCUCAACAUGAUGGGCUAUGCCAACUCAUCGCAAAUAGGAACUGGACUGCGCCAGCGCAUCUACUCGCGCGCCUUCGUUAUCGGAAACCCAAGCGCCCCAAGCGAACGAUUUGUGUACCUCGUCCUCGACACCCAGUCUGGAGACACGGCCAUCCGCAAUGGAAUCCUGGAGGGACUUGCUGCCAUGGGCUCCGAGUACUCCGUCUACACAAAGAACAACGUAGCCGUGACUGGAACGCACAGCCAUGCUGGUCCUGGAGCCUGGUUGAACUACCUUCUUCCUCAGAUCACCAGCUUGGGCUUUGACAAGCAAAGCUACCAGGCCAUCGUAGACGGGACCCUUCUUUCAAUCAAGAGGGCGCAUGAAGGCCUGACUCUCGGAACAGUCAGUGCUGGAAGCGCAAAGAUUGAUAAUGCAAACAUCAACCGCAGUCUCUUCGCCUAUCUCGCCAACCCGCAGGCUGAACGAGCCCGUUACACAGAUGACGUAGACAAGACCAUGACCCUGUUGAAGUUUACACGGGCCAGUGACGGAAAGAGCAUUGGAGUACUGAACUGGUUCCCUGUGCAUGGCACAAGCUUGCUCGGCAACCAGACGCUUAUUGCCGGAGACAACAAGGGUGUGGCUGCAUACCUUCUCGAGCAGGACAUGGAGGCAAGUGCGACUGCUGCCCCCGGCUUUGUCGCAGGUUUCUCACAGGCCAACGUUGGUGACACAACACCCAACAUCGAGGGUGCCUACUGCGAGGAUGGCUCAAACCAGCAAUGCAGACUCAACGACAGCACUUGCGGAGGCAAGAGUCAGGACUGCCAUGGUCGUGGCCCAUUCUACGGCUUGAACGAUGGCGGACAUAAGUCUUGCUACGAGAUUGGCAAGCGCCAGUAUCAGGGAGCAAAGAACCUCUUAGAUUCUGCCGACUUUACUACCAUCUCGGGCAAGGUCCGCUCUUUCCACACCUUUGUCGAUUUUUCAAACUUCACCUUUACACUCAGCAACGGAUCAGUCGUCCGCACGUGCCCUGCGGCCAUGGGCAACUCCUUUGCCGCUGGUACAAGUGAUGGACCUGGUGCCUUUGACUUUGUCCAGAACGACCCUGGCGCUCCCUCCAAUCCCUUCUGGAACAUUGUCGGUAGUGCUAUCUCUCCUCCAAACGCUGAGCAGAAAGCAUGCCAGUACCCCAAGCCCGUAUUGCUAAAUGUUGGACAGGCCAAGGUGCCGUACCAGUGGUCCCCUAACAUUGUCGACAUACAGGUUCUUCGCGUUGGCCAGUUUGUCAUCAUCGUGUCCCCUGGUGAAGCAACCACCAUGUCAGGUCGUCGCUGGCGCGAGGCAGUAUACAACUCUGUCAAAUCGUCUAACAUUGCCGCUGAGCCCAUUGUUGUGCUAGGUGGACCGGCAAACAGCUACACACACUACAUUGCGACAGAAGAGGAGUACGGUGUACAGCGCUACGAGGGUGCUUCUACCCUCUACGGCCAACACACACUCAACGCCUACAUCAACUCGACUCUGACAUACCUCCCCUACAUUGCCGAUGGCGCUGCCAGCCCUCCACCAGCCGGCCCUACGCCACCUGACCACCGUGACAAGAGCAUUUCGCUCAUCACAGGCGUAGUCUACGAUGGCGCAGGCUUCGGUCGCUCCUACGGUCAAGUAACCAAAGACGUCUUACCCACCUAUGCCCGGGGCGCCAUCGUCAGCGCAACAUUUGUUGGUGCUAACCCGCGUAACAAUCUACGCCUCGAAGGCACUUUCGCCGCAAUCGAGAAGCAAAACACCGAUGGAACCUGGUCGCAAGUCAAGAACGAUGAGGACUGGGAGUUGGUCUACCAAUGGAAGCGUGUUAAUGGGCUCACUGGCACAAGUGACGUGACCAUUAGCUGGGACACUGGAAUCACGGGGCCGGCGGCUGGCACAUACAAGAUCAAGUACUAUGGUGAUGCCAAGGCGGUUGGAGGAAAGAUUACAGCGUUUGAAGGGGAAAGUGCGCCGUUUAGAUUGGCGUGA
Messenger RNA from Pyrenophora tritici-repentis Pt-1C-BFP, 2253 nucleotides. Its product is annotated as neutral ceramidase precursor. Gene Ontology annotation, cellular component: extracellular region. Gene Ontology annotation, biological process: long-chain fatty acid biosynthetic process; sphingosine biosynthetic process; ceramide catabolic process. Gene Ontology annotation, molecular function: N-acylsphingosine amidohydrolase activity. The record is from RefSeq and is a predicted model, not a curated record. Lineage: Eukaryota; Fungi; Ascomycota; Dothideomycetes; Pleosporales; Pleosporaceae.